AUGGCGCUCCAGAGCUGUGGCUUCCCGGUGGAUGCCUCGGCUGUGGUUGGUGCUGCCCUGUUGGUGGAUGAUGCUGCCGUGGUGGUUGACUCGUUGGUCGGGGUGUCUCCCGAUGCCGGAGCUCGACCUUUGGACAUCGAGUCGGCACUAGGUGCGGACGACGCUGCAGACUUCCAUGGCUCGUCGCUAUGGGUAUUCUCUCCCCGCGCGAGCUCGUGGAGCAACUCUGGAGGUCGUGAGGUUCUCUCCCUGUUCGAAACGAGUUCGUCUUUCCUCACGCCCUCCGAAGGCUCCUCCUCGACGGCAUACCCGCGCGCCUCGACUUCCUCCUCGAUCCCCUCGCCGCUCAGCUUGCCGCCGACGCCCGGCUUGUCGGCAUCCUCCGUCCGCACAGGCCGCAUGUCGCAGUACAGGCCCAAGAAGCCGCCUUUGGAUUAG
This is a messenger RNA of Anthostomella pinea, 438 nucleotides long. The record is from the annotation of a GenBank genome assembly. Lineage: Eukaryota; Fungi; Ascomycota; Sordariomycetes; Xylariales; Xylariaceae.